Archocentrus centrarchus (flier cichlid) is the source of this 3925-nucleotide messenger RNA. It is a transcript of the gene nadka, whose product is annotated as NAD kinase a. NCBI's taxonomy places the organism in Eukaryota, Metazoa, Chordata, Actinopteri, Cichliformes, Cichlidae. Gene Ontology annotation, molecular function: NAD+ kinase activity. Bases 251 to 1546 code for a protein of 431 amino acids. The record is from RefSeq and is a predicted model, not a curated record. The transcript has 12 exons. Gene Ontology annotation, biological process: NAD+ metabolic process; NADP+ biosynthetic process.
UAGCUUCGGGAACUAGCUUAACUUGCCACACCGGGAAUAUUUCUCCGUCUGGAGCCGCUGCCAGUCAGCAGCUGAGCAGUCGUGGACAUCGGUGCAGGUCCUGUUGUAGAUCACAUGGGGCAGUUCGACUGUUAGAAAAGUGAUAAUUCACAAAGCGGGCAAAGACGAGCCUGUUGAGCCUGUAUGAGCUAGGGUACAGCUUUCUGUCCAGCUGGCUGCCGGCCGUUUACCUCCAGCCUGGGUGUCUGAGAUGGAGGGCGGACAGGAAGUGCAAGUGGAAGCUGCCCCAUACUGCUGCUCCACCUGUGAUGGAGGGGAGGUCUCUGGCCGCAACCUGAUUCGACGGAACAGAAAGGUCCGCAGCCUGAGCACCUCCUCAGCCAGCACCUCCUUCGAGUACAGGAGGACUCAGUCGCUUCAUGGACCCAGCCCUGUGACAACGUUCGGCCCCAAGGCAUGCAUGCUCCAGAACCCACAAGCAGUGAUGCACAUUCAGGAUCCCGCCAGCCAGAGACUGACGUGGAACAAACCGCCAAAAAGUGUCCUUGUCAUCAAGAAGAUCCGCGACGCCAGUCUGCUACAGCCAUUCAAGGAGCUCUGCGUGUUCCUCACCGAGGUGAAACACAUGAUUGUUUACGUGGAAAAGAAAGUCCUGGAGGACCCAGCUAUUUCAGGAGAUGAAAACUUUGCGACCACCACUAAGAAAUUUUGCACUUUCAGAGAAGAUCUUGACGACAUCUCCAACCGCGUGGACUUUAUCAUCUGCCUCGGUGGAGAUGGAACCUUGCUGUACGCGUCUUCGCUCUUCCAGGAGAGUGUUCCACCGGUCAUGGCCUUCCACCUGGGCUCCCUGGGCUUUCUGACACCUUUUAAAUUUGACACGUACCAGUCUCAGGUCAACCAAAUUAUUGAAGGUAAUGCUGCCAUUGUCUUAAGAAGUCGCUUGAAAGUCCGGGUGCUUAAAGAAAACUGGGAGAAGAAGGCCAGAGUGGACGAAAAGGGGAUCAUUUUGACCAACGGGGACAUCGAAAGUAGCCGCAAAGCCAUGCAGUAUCAGGUACUGAAUGAGGUGGUGGUGGAUAGAGGACCCUCCUCCUAUCUCUCCAAUGUAGACCUGUUCCUGGAUGGACACCUCAUUACCACAGUGCAGGGAGAUGGUGUGAUAGUCUCCACACCUACAGGCAGCACAGCGUACGCAGUGGCAGCGGGAGCUUCCAUGAUCCACCCCAACGUCCCGGCCAUCAUGAUCACCCCCAUCUGCCCGCACUCCCUCUCCUUCAGACCCAUCGUGGUGCCGGCUGGAGUGGAGCUCAAGAUAAUGCUGUCAUGUGACGCCAGAAACACAGCAUGGGUGUCUUUUGAUGGAAGAAAGAGACAAGAGAUCUGCCACGGAGACAGUAUUACCAUCACCACUUCCUGCUUCCCUGUUCCAUCCAUCUGUUUCCGGGACCCGGUCAACGACUGGUUUGAGAGCCUGGCCCAGUGCUUACACUGGAACGUGAGGAAGAAGCAAAACUACCUCGGCUCAGAGGAUGAGGAAUUCUGAGGCCUUCAAGGUCUAUCAAAGGUCUCCUCAAGGCUGGAUAGAUGAUAGAUAGAAGGUUUCACCAAACUCCCUUCAAAAAAGUCUGUUGUUGUAGUGUUCAUUUUUACUGAAAAUUACUCUGUAGAAUAUUUUGUUUGAUUCAGACACAAGCUAUGAGCUGAACUGAGUAAAGUAAAGUGGACUUAUGCUCAUUUCCAGGUCUAUAUUUCUAAGAGUAGCUUUGCAUGAUCCACAGUGUAAAAGAAAAUGAUCUUAUACUAGAGUUUGUUACAGCGCCUCAUUUCAUCCACUUUCAAAAGCAACUGUCUUAGCACCCCCCCCCCCCCCCCCCCCCCCCCCCCCCUCUCUUGAUUGGCUUUACUUUGCAAACAGAAGGUUUGAACAGCAGAUGUUGGGGCUUCUUUGCCUGGGAUGAUAAAAACUCUGAAACCAAGUAUUUAGAGCAGUUUAACACACAUUUAAUGAGCAUCCACCAGUCGAACAUUGUGUGUGUGUGUGUAUAUAUGACAGAAAACAAGGAAAAGCAUAAAAGGUCUCCUUUAAAAAAAAUAUAUUAGUAAAUCCAUUCAAACCAAUCUGUCUAAAACACCGGACGUUUCAUCAGUUUUGUUACUCUAGUAAGAGUAUCUUUUCUACACAUUUUGUAAAACGGCAAACUACAGUGUGUGUGUGUGUGCACAGGUAACCGUCCUACUUUUAUGGAAGAAAUGUUGAUAAAAUUCCCUAAAUGUUCCUGUUGGAUGCUCUGUGCUGUGUAGGAAUUUUAAGAUGGUGGAUUUUUGAAUGGAGUUUGGUCCCGCUAUUGCUCCAGGAUGUGAACGCUGUGAAAACCUCUCUCCUCUGUUAGAGUGAAAACUGCAGUUUGUGGACAAAGUGCUUUGACUGGUAAGGAAAAGGAAAUGCAACACUUUGAGUACCAAACUCUAAAAAAAAACCCAGGUCAGUUGUGGAUGGAAGUUACUGGAAUUACUCUUGAUGGAUGCCAUCAGAUCUGUUGUAGCACGUCUGAAUCUUUGAGGCCGAUGGCAGGGACGCAUCUGCUGACUGGAGUAAAAGCUAAAGGUUCUCUGAGUAGGGGCGAAGGCCGAGCUGCAGCUCUGGUAAAGAAGUAGAAAAGGAUGCGACGCAAUCAAUGAAGGACAAAUGUUGUUUCCCACAGUUCUUAGUUGAGGAGCAGACUUAGUGUACAUCUACCCAGCAACAGUAACCCAACAUUACAGACUGUGCCUUAAACACUGGUAUCAUUAAUGUACAGACAUAAUAUUUUUCAAGGUUUACACCACACUGUUUUUUUUGUUUUAUUUAAAUCACACAUUUGCACAGAUUUGUUUUUGUGCAUUCUCAUUGUUACCACAUGUUGACACGUCUGCGCUGUCUGCAGCACUUGAUUGUCGCUUGUUUGCAUUGUGUAAUAUCUCUAUCAACAAUGGGGUGAGCACUAGGAGGUGGCAUUCAUUCCAGGCAAAGAGACCACAGAUCGGAUGGCUUCAGCGUAUUUUUAAGUCUGCUUUUUUUUUUUUUUAAAUGUCCUUUAAGCCAUAAUAUAUUUUAUAGACCAACGUCUGUGGGCUGUGGGUGGUUUAAUGGUCUGUGUGUGAGACUUUGGAUCUGUUCUUAUCAGUUUACCCCUGUGCUGCCUUUGAUUACUCCAAGGUGGCCUGCCUUACAUGUCUGUCUGGGCUCAGAGUCCCAGUGUUGAUGUAUAUGUUGUGAAUUGGCUCAACAAACUGUGUCAGAGUGAAAAGAUGAUUUACAACCAUCUGUAACGCUAAACAGGACCACUUGAGCCCUAAAAGCUAAUCAUUCCUUGAACUCUGAGUAUGUAUAUAAAUGUAAUGCUUGAAUAAUAUGUUUUGUAAAGUCCAUGUGUUUAUUAACCAGUUUAUAAUGUAUUACUAAUGGAUAAUAAAUCUAUUUAGUACUUUUUUUUUCUACAUUCUUCAGCUGUAAAUCCUGUUUCAUUGAUGAAGAAAAGUCUGUUUUUAGUCGUUCUGCUUAUCCAACUGAAUUUUUAAACAUGGUGUCAUUGGACAGAUGUACAAACGGAGCUGAAUCACUUUAGAAAUGCAUUCCAGGACAACGUGAAUAGUCUCAUUUUUAACAUGGAUAGUGGCAGGAUUGUUUCAAAUGUUGGUCUGAGCUGUUUAAUCCCAGUAAAACAAACACACACACACACACACACACACACACACACACACACCCACAGAGUUCAAUAAGAUAACCAGGCUUUGACGACUCUUCUGUGAAGCAUUGUCAACUCUCAAAGUGCUUUUCACUUUUGUAAAUCUGACUUUUGUAUGAAUACACUUGUUAAUGUUUCUAAUAUUGGAGUCUCCUAUUUUUCCCAAAACAUUUAUUAAACAGGUUUAACCAACAAAC